AUGGCACCUUUCCAUGCUGAUGAGGCAAAGACGAGUAUGCAACUUCAACCUUGCGCAGCUUGCAGAAUGUUACGCCGCAGAUGUGAGAGUAAGUGCGUACUCGCUCCGUAUUUCCCAACCGAUGAAGUUGAGAAUUUUGCUCUAGUGCAUAGAGUGUUCGGUGCUAAAAACGUUGUCAAAAUUAUUCAGAGGGUUGAGGAAGCAAAGAGAGGUGAUGCAGUUAAAUCCAUGGUGUACGAGGCCAUAGCAAGGGUUAGAGAUCCAGUUUAUGGGAGUGCUGGAGUUAUUUAUGAGUUACAGAAGAUGAUCGAGGAACUGAAGGCACAGUUGGAUUCGAUAAAAACACGGAUCUCAGAGAUUAGAGAAGAAAAGGAGCGAUUGUUGAGCAUUGGUAACAGUUACGAUCCUUUAUCUGACAUCAAUGUCCCUAUGUUUGAUUCUGCUAUGGCCUCGGAUCCGUUUGAAUUUCAUGUGGAAGGUGGCUGGCUAUACAGCAAUAUCUCAACACCCUCCUAG
Messenger RNA from Vigna unguiculata (cowpea), 516 nucleotides. Its product is annotated as LOB domain-containing protein 11 pseudogene. The record is from RefSeq and is a predicted model, not a curated record. Lineage: Eukaryota; Viridiplantae; Streptophyta; Magnoliopsida; Fabales; Fabaceae.